AUGUAUCGGCACCCAACACGCCCGCCCGCAGUCGCCAACAGCUGUAACCGACGUAGUGGCACCUUGCCCGAUGAUGAGAACUGGGGCUCGUCCAGUGGGCCCAGUAGAGCCACCUCCAAUGAGCGCGAAACCAGUCAGUCUAGAAAGAAUCUAAGCAGUUGGCAGUCAAAGAAUAAAACCAAGCCACCGCUUCACCGUCAAAGCACUGAGGAGUUUGACUUUGAGGAUGCAGCUGCAGAAAACGCUUGGCGCGGACCCACCAGCGCCAGUCCCGAGCAGCGGCUCGAUAGCCGUCGGCAGCCGGACACACGCAGCAAUGUCCGUACUAAGCCAAAGUUACGUAGUACGGAUGUGGACCGAGCUAGAAGCGAGUCGGUUCGUCGUCCGGUAACGCCCGUAUUGAGAGUGAAUCCUGAUGCUCAGCCCGCAGUGCCCAUGCCCCGAACGCCGAUGCGUUUGAAAAGUAAGGUCUCGUUGACUGCUCGAGCCAUGCAGGAUAUUGUUAACAAACGGAGUCAACGACUACAACGCACCGGUACCGAUGAUUACGAUCUAGAGGAAAGUGAAACUUAUGGUACAGGUGGCCAUUUUGAUGACGCUGUAGCGGCGUAA
This is a messenger RNA of Scaptodrosophila lebanonensis, 612 nucleotides long. RefSeq lists its product as uncharacterized. The transcript has 5 exons. NCBI's taxonomy places the organism in Eukaryota, Metazoa, Arthropoda, Insecta, Diptera, Drosophilidae. The record is from RefSeq and is a predicted model, not a curated record. The coding region runs from base 1 to 612 and encodes 203 amino acids.